AUGGAGGAGGCGGUAUGUGUCAGAAACAAGAACUUUUACUGGGAAAACAAGUUGUUGAAGGUUGAAGAUGAGCUCUUCUGUGCGCCGAGAUAUCAGUUCAUCAAACAAUCAGAGACGUUCAGAGCCAUGUUCACAUUGCCCCAGGCAGAUGCUAAUGCAGUUGAAGGCAAUACCGAUGACAGGCCCAUUCGUUUACACGGCGUCAGCAAAAUUGAUUUCGAGCGACUGUUGAAUUUCAUGUACCAUCUGUAUGGUUUCCGCUGCUCGAUUAUACGAUUGAUCUCAUGCAUGUCUAGGGACAUUCCUUCUGUGUCGACAAGGCUGCUGGAGGAAUGGAUCUCGAUCUUGAAGCUCUCUACGAUGUGGGUAAUGACAGAGAUACGCAACAGUGCUAUCUUUCAUAUCAUCGAGCGCCAUCAGGAGGUAGAAGUGGUAGAGCGGAUCACCUUGGGAAGAAGUUGUGACGUCCCAGCGUUGGUGAGGUCUGGACUCGUCACUCUGGUCAACCAAGCCGGAGGAGUUUCUGAGCGGCAAGCAGUGCUUCUUGGUUGGGAAACGGCGCUACGCAUCCAG
Desarmillaria tabescens is the source of this 573-nucleotide messenger RNA. RefSeq lists its product as uncharacterized. Gene Ontology annotation, molecular function: protein binding. The record is from RefSeq and is a predicted model, not a curated record. The transcript has 2 exons. The annotation marks the transcript as partial. NCBI's taxonomy places the organism in Eukaryota, Fungi, Basidiomycota, Agaricomycetes, Agaricales, Physalacriaceae.